This is a messenger RNA of Nilaparvata lugens (brown planthopper), 994 nucleotides long. RefSeq lists its product as uncharacterized. Lineage: Eukaryota; Metazoa; Arthropoda; Insecta; Hemiptera; Delphacidae. The record is from RefSeq and is a predicted model, not a curated record.
ACAUCAAAUAAUCCAAUAUCCCUAUUCACUGAACCGUCAUUAUUAUGAGUAAGACUUAUCAGCCAUGGCCCACAUACACGAGAAAUUCAACAGAAAGUUCACAUUUCAAAAGAAAAAAAUUGAGGAGCAUCCAUGCUCAUUUACAGCCCAAUAAUACUUAAUUGAAUGAGACUUGAUUGACAAAUUUUUGUAUUCUGUAUAGUUACUAUAAUGAUUGGACAAAUUUUAAAACUAUUCCGAAAAUUAUUAUGUAUGUUCGUCAUCCUUCUAAUGACGUCACAUCAUGUCCUUCCGUCUCCUCUCAUCACCAACUCAACUCUCCACAAACGACAAACUCCAUUGGACGAAUCUGAGAACUCACACAAUGUAUUCACAGUGGACGAUCCAAACGAAAUGGGGAAUAAUAAAAUCAGACAUAAAAGACAAGAAUGCCAGGGCAGUUCCGAAUGUGACGAUGACCAAUGGUGCUACGACAACUGGUGUGACUAUCCAUGUCCCAGACUCCAAUGUGAAACCGUUCAUCCAGAUGGCCGUUGUAUGGUGAGGGACCACCAACCUGUGUGUGUAACGGCCGAAGGCUUGACUGAGCAGGAACUGUCAAGGCAGAAUAGAGAAUGCCAAGGCGGCUUCCAAUGUGCCGAUGACCAAUGGUGCUAUGACAACAAAUGUGAAUAUCCGUGUCCCAGACUUGACUGCGAGAGCCUUCAUCCACCAGAUGGUCGUUGUAUAGUGAGGGACCACCAACCUGUGUGUGUAACGGCCGAGGGCUUGACUGAGCAGGAACUGUUAAGGCAGAAUGGAGGUUGCGCAUUCAGCUCGGACUGUGGUGCCAAUGAGUGGUGUCAUAACGACAAGUGUGAAGACCCCUGUCUGAAAAUGAAUUGUGGCGCAAUUUAUGACGAUGGAAAAUGUUCCGUGGAAAACCAUCAACCAGUCUGCAAACCCAGUGAUGAGUUCAUUAACCUCGAUGAAUUGGGUUUAAAUAGGGGAAAAG